Molecule: messenger RNA, 900 nt
Organism: Olea europaea var. sylvestris
Lineage: Eukaryota; Viridiplantae; Streptophyta; Magnoliopsida; Lamiales; Oleaceae
Exons: 1
Coding region: 1-900 (299 amino acids)
Source: RefSeq, a predicted model, not a curated record
AUGGAUGCUAGAUCCCACAAUUUGGGUUUUGCUGCUAACCCGGAAUCUAAUGCAUUCAAAAAUUCAAGCAAUUCCAUCCAAAAUGGAGGAUCAGGAGCUGGAGGUGUUUGUUAUGCUGAUAGAACCUUACGACUUGAUUCGCCUGCCUUUCCACUCCCUUUGACAUCUGCUCCUAAGGGAGUCAAACGGAAAUGUAUCAGUGGAUCUGUGGACCAGGAAAUCGGAUCUUCAUUAUGUCUCCUCCUGGGCCAUUCUGCCAGUUCUUCCGACAGUAAAGGCAGCACAGUGACUGCAUGCACCUCAUUAUCUUCAGCUAAAGAAACUGAAGGAGAGUCCACAAUGGAUGUAGAACUGGAUUUCACUCUCCAUCUUGGCCGUGAGAAGUCACAAAGCCCAAAACUGUCAGCCGGCCCCUCUCUGAAAUCGCUUGAUGAAUGCCCUAAGGUUGAUUUGGAGCUCAGCCUUUCCAGUGGGCCUGCUGAAUCUGAUAUCACAAAUAUUCAUCAAAGUUCCACUGCAUCAAAAAAUAUCCUCAAGAUUCCAAUUAGCGAUGGAGCUUUAAACAUACAUAAAGGAUCAACAGUAAGUCCAUUUUGUCCAUUGCAGACUACACUGGACAUGGAAACGGGCUACUUUCUCACCAAGGCUCUAGGCCAAACUAAGCCAGCCACAAUCUUAAAAGAUAUCUCCUCAAGUGUCAUAACAACGCCAAAAAGCACAGUCACCUGUACUUCCGGGGCAACACAGCAACAACUGCAGCAUCGUAUUACUAGUAGUAGUAGUACUAAACAGUCUUUAUAUCGUUCAACAGACCCAUCAGCUCUUGUCUUCACCUUGUACAUCUAUUUGUAUCCUAUUAAAGACUUACCUGGAGGCAAAUCAAUUAAGUCCCAUGCAUAA